AUCUCGGAGCGCAAUGAAGAUCGCAUGAUUUAUGGCGCACUGCUUCGGUAAUUUACGCACAUCAAAGUGACUGGAGUGAACUCAAGCUUUUCGCGCGCAGAAUAACUGUCUUGAUUAUGUUUUGUAUUUGCAAUCCAUAUCUUGAGGAAAGCGAGGACGGUGUUUGAAUAAUCAAUUAGAUUUCCGAAUAUUUGUGAUAUAAACGAUUUAAUGGUAUUAUAGAGUGGUGUUGAAAAAUCUUAUUAACUUUGUCGUUCUUGUUGAGGAGGUUUUCAUUAUCUUCUCCUGUUUGUAAACACGGAAUUGUCAAAGGAACAAUGUCUGACGAACAAUUCUCCUUGGUGUGGAACAGCUUCCCAAGAAAUCUGUCUUCAGGCUUAUAUACUUUGCUGACAGAUGAGCAUUUCGUAGACGUCACAUUGGCUGUUGAAGGUCAAAUUUUGCGGGCUCACAAACUAAUACUGUCAGUCUGCAGCACAUACUUUCGAGAACUUUUCAAGGGAAACACAUGCAAACAUCCUAUUGUUAUACUGAAAGAUGUCAAUUAUCGGGAUUUGUCAGCUAUACUGCAUUUCAUGUAUCAAGGAGAGGUCAAUAUCAAGCAAGAGGAUAUUGCCAGCUUUUUAAAAGUUGCAGAGGUUCUACAAAUAAAAGGACUGACCACAGAUUCAAAUGAGAGAUUCAAAGAUACUCUUAGAAAAAAUGACGAGGAUUUUGAAGAUCGUGGUUUCUAUGAAGUGGAAAAAGAUAGAUGUGAACAUAGUGGUACAGAUGAAAACGUUUCCACAUUCAGCAGGCUGACGCACAUUGUAAAGGAGCAGUCUACAACGAGGCAAAGCACUUCAACAGAAGACAUCUCGACGAGAGAACCGUUUACAGAACCUGAACAAAUGUCAACUGUCACUGACACUUGUCAUUGGCAAGGUUGCACAGAAGCUGACUACAGUAUCCCAGAUGGCCCAGAUGUACAAACAGCGAUCAGCAAGAGAAGCAGAAGCACAGACAUGCCAUGCCACAUGGAGGAACAGCCGUUAGAUUGCACAUCCGACGCGAGUCAGCCACAGUCAACCAAACCCGAACCGCUGGAUUAUACAAUGGACACGGAUAUGGAUUUGGGAUACAAAUAUGCAGCGGAAAAAAUACUCUAUGCCGGCAACGAGAACGCUCCGAAACAAGAUUUCGCGCCAGAUACGCAGUUAGUUCCCUACAAUCAGAAUUCACAAACUCAGCCAUUCGUAGGUUUAAAUGACACAACGAUUUAUUCAAGUGAUUCAACAUAUGAGAUGGCAAAUUCCAGCACUAAGGGACGACGUACGGUUAAAGGUAUUUCCGGUAGCAGCUUGCCAUUAGAGACAACGCUGCGUGUUGUUUCAGAGCUGGGUCCAACGUUACGCAUGGAACAUGGCAAGGUAAUACGCAUGUAUGCGUGCCCAUGGUGCAUGCGUCAAUUCACACGCAAGGAAAACCUCAAGCUACACGUCCGUUAUAUUCACGGUCCGCUUGAAACUCUCACGUGUAAGCUUUGUGGUAAUAAAUAUAAGAACAGUAACAGUCUGCGUGUACACUCCUACCUCUAUCACAACUCCAAGCGGGAUAAGAGCAGCAAACCGCUGGCAGCCGGUGACGACGGUAUCAGCAUCGACGGCGACGGCGAUGGUGAUGGCGUGUGAAGAAACAAUUCUCUCAAGAAGUUUCUUCAUCUUAUGUGCCCAUCGAAAAAAGGCAACGAGGAUUAACAGGACAAGAAUGGAGAGCGAUAAGUCGCGACUGAAAUUUGUUAUAUUUAUAUCUGCGCACCAUGCCACAACUCGCACAAAUUAGCACAUAAUAAGUACCGAUUAUUUCUAUACGAUGCUAAAUAAGCGAGAAGUUUAUAGAAAUAAAGCGCCUUAUU
Molecule: messenger RNA, 1894 nt
Organism: Atta colombica
Lineage: Eukaryota; Metazoa; Arthropoda; Insecta; Hymenoptera; Formicidae
Product: modifier of mdg4-like
Exons: 6
Coding region: 318-1670 (450 amino acids)
Biological process (GO): regulation of transcription by RNA polymerase II
Cellular component (GO): nucleus
Molecular function (GO): protein binding
Source: RefSeq, a predicted model, not a curated record